AUCUGGAUGGUUUUAUCUGGCCUGAGUUACACAUGUUCACCUCCACACUCGUGGUCUGUGCUGACUCAUGUUUCUGUCGGCCGUCGGCCUGUGAGAGGUUUUUCUUCAUGUUCAUAUAAAGAACUGAUUCUUAGAAGGGAACAAACUGAUUCAGUGACAACAGGAAAUGUUAGGCUUGUCUUUCCUCGUCCCCUGUUCCUCCUACGCCCUGGCUCUUUCUCUGUGGUAAACUGAUCUUUUCCAUCCUCGCUAAAGGUCAGAGGUCAGGGCGAAUUUGUAAUUGUGUGUGUAACUUAUGAAUAUUUGAAAGAGACAAGCAAACUGGCUGAUGGAUUUCUCAGUGUGUGCUCUGUAUGAAUCAUUAAGAAGUUCAGUUAUUGAAGAAAUCGAUUUAUUAUUGAUAAGCUUAUCAAAGCCAAUAAUGACGGCUGAUUGCAUUAUUGAUUAGAGCAGAUUAUGCAGCUGAAUUUCCACAACACUAUUAUAAGAUUAUGUGGGUGUGACACACAUUUUUCCGCUCUGGCUCCACCUGCGUGUGCAGAUGUGCAGAGUAAGCACGGUGAGGUUUUUGUGUGUUGUUUUUUUCGUAGAUGUCGUGGCGUUCCUCUUUCCGCUGCUCCAAGUUUCGUCACGUCAUCGGAAAACCAGCCACCAAGGAGCACAGCUACGACGGGGUGCCAAUCACGCUCAGCGUCCAUGACAAUCACUACUGCUCAGCCAAUCCCUGCUUCAUCGCCGUGGUGACCGAGUGCGCCGGGGGCGGGGCCUUUUUGGUCCUGCCCAUCCAUCAUACAGGGAGGGUGGACCCUCAGCACCCCAGGGUGUGUGGUCACAGAGGGAGAGUCCUGGACGUGAAGUGGAACCCGUUUGACGAUCACUGCGUCGCCUCGUGCUCAGAGGACUGCACUGUGAAGAUCUGGGACAUCCCCGUCUGUGGCGUCCAACAGAACCUAACCAAGGCCAGGAAGACUCUGAUUGGUCACUCCAGGAGGGUGGGGCUUAUCGAGUGGCAUCCAACAGCGGAAAACCUGCUGCUCAGCUCCGCCUAUGACUACAAGGUCCUCCUCUGGGAUGUGUCCCAGGUAGGUGCAGUGAUCAGGUGCCCCGCCCGGGUGGUUCUGAUGCCCGUCCACCACCGCUACCCGUCCGAGGCCCUGCUGCUUUCCGUCAGCUUCAACACAGAUGGCAGCAGGCUGGCGGUCUCGUCCAAAGACAGACGAGUCCGAGUCCUGGACCCACGGACAGGAAAGAUUUUACAGGUGUCGAGCAGUAAGUCCCACAGGGCCAGUAAGGUUUUGUACAUCGGAGGGUUGAAGAUGCUUCUGUCCACAGGCAGCUCCCCCUGGAACCACAGACAGAUCGUCCUCUGGGACCCUGACGACUUAUCUGAGCCUCUGUACGAAGAAGACCUGGACGGAUCUGCAGGGGUCCUGUUCCCGUUCUACGACCCCGACACACACAUGCUGUACCUUGCUGGGAAGGGUGACGGAAACAUCCGGUACUAUGAGCUGAGCGCUGAGAAACCUUACAUUAGCUUCCUGACAGAGUUCAGGUCCCUGCUGCCACAGAAAGGACUGGGAGUGAUGCCAAAGCGCGGUUUGGACGUGAGCGCCUGCGAGGUUUUCCGGUUUUAUCGUCUGAUCGCUGUCAAAGACCUGGUGGAACCACUGUCCAUGAUCGUACCACGAAAACAGUCGGGUAUUUUCCAAGAGGAUCUGUAUCCGAUGACAGCUGGAAACCAGGCGGCCAUGACGGCUCAGGAGUGGCUGUCAGGGAUCAACAGGGACCCGGUGCUGAUGUCUCUGAAGCCUGAGACUCGAGUGGCCAACCCUUACCCAGAAACCCCAGCAGAGAAGGGGCUGGUGAGGCAGCUGAGCGACCUCAGGUUCCAGAUGGGCCCAGAUGUUGGAGCUGUGACUGGGACUAACCUGGACUUUAUGGAAGAGACCUGGCUUCCUCUGCCUCACUACCUGCGUUUAAACCUGCUCGUCAUUUCUCUCGAGGCCUUCCUCGAGGAGCAGCUGGCCUACCAGGACGCCAAAUACCCCCGAGAUCUGAGCGACCUGUCAGGGUGGCAGCCAGACGAGACCCAGAUCCCGCUGUGGAUGUACUGCUGCACCCCACACUGCUGCGAACCCGCAGAGAGACCGCCACCCACCACUGAACACGAGCUCCUGCAAGCGUUCUACAGACAGCAAGACGAGAUCAGAGGCCUGAAGGAGCAACUAAACCAGAAAGAUGUGAGGAUCGCUCACCUGGAGCUGGAGAUUAAAAACACCAGAAACAACAUGAGGGCGACCUUCUGACUCUACGGACCGAGCCCGCCAAUCAAAACGCUCAACGUCUGCAACCGACAAAACACACAAACUGACAUGUUUACAUGGAUCCUGGAUCAAUGAUCAGAAACAGUUCAUCAAUACAGGAUGAACGCCUGCUGAACACCUGUGUGUAC
Molecule: messenger RNA, 2452 nt
Organism: Toxotes jaculatrix (banded archerfish)
Lineage: Eukaryota; Metazoa; Chordata; Actinopteri; Toxotidae
Product: coronin-2B-like
Exons: 13
Coding region: 591-2306 (571 amino acids)
Biological process (GO): actin filament organization
Molecular function (GO): actin filament binding
Source: RefSeq, a predicted model, not a curated record